Populus trichocarpa (black cottonwood) is the source of this 2738-nucleotide messenger RNA. RefSeq names its product inactive poly [ADP-ribose] polymerase RCD1. Bases 610 to 2481 code for a protein of 623 amino acids. The transcript is spliced from 10 exons. Lineage: Eukaryota; Viridiplantae; Streptophyta; Magnoliopsida; Malpighiales; Salicaceae. Gene Ontology annotation, molecular function: NAD+ poly-ADP-ribosyltransferase activity. The record is from RefSeq and is a predicted model, not a curated record.
AAUUGAAAACACGCGCCGAGGAGUAUGAGAUGAUUCUAUUAGUUUAGAGAGAGAGAGACACACAUAAACAAAAAGACCGCCGACUUCAUAAUAAUACACCGUCAACGCCGAUGGGUAUAUCUUUUUAGAACUAUCAACGGUGUCGCAUACUAGCACUGUUCCUCUUCUUGCGAGUUAGGGUUUUCUCUCUUUCUAAUAAGCACAUCGAUCUCCUUCUUUUGUUCUUAUAGAAAUUUAGAAAAUCAAACCUCGCUAGAUUAUACUAAUUAAUCUCUAUGUAUCGUUUACAGGAGCGGAGCUACUCAAGGCUGUAAAAUAAAUAACCAAGUGGCUCUACGUCUGUAAUUUUGUAACGGUUGUAUAAAAAAGGGAACAUGUACAAAAUGAACGCUAACAGUAGCACUAUCAUGAGGUGUCAAGGCGAGUUAACAUCAGAUCCAUAUUUCAAUAUAUACUGUGAAUGGUUAAUUUGACUUCCAUGAGGAUUUGCCAGUCAUCUUCAAUGGCACUGUGUCUUUGAAAAUGGUUAAAGGCUAGAUUUGUUACUUCUUUUUAGUUUUGAACUUUUAGAUUUAGACUUCUUGAUAAGGAUUAAUCUAGUUGGUAGAAAUGGAAGCUAGGAUCACCAAGGUGUUGGAUAGUAGUCGUAGAGUUAUGCCUGGAGUUAAGAGAAAGCGAGCGUCCCGCAUGGUGUUGCCUGAGUGGCUCACUCUGAUUUCAAGUCAUAAGCUAGGGAAGCGCAGGAAAUUGGAUGGAAGCCAAAGCAAGCCUGUGAGCUGUGGGCAUCAUUCUAGACGAUCUUUACUCCGGUCCUAUUCAAAUUUUAUGAGGACUGGGAUGCCACAGCGUCUGAUGUGUUAUCAGAAAGGGGAAUGGAUUGAUUUCCCAAAGGAUCUUGUCGCUUUGAUUAGGAAGGAUUUUCAAGGGAAGAAGGCAUUUGUUGAGGUUGAGUUGGAGGGGCGCUGCUAUGUGAUUGACUUCUUGCACAUGUUGCGUCUGGACAUGAAGACAGGUAUUCAGCAACCAAUUGCCUGGAUUGAUGAAGCAGGUAGCUGCUUCUUUCCAGAAAGCUAUGCUGAUGAAGAUGAACCGUAUCUUUGCUGCCAGCAUGAUUGUGUGAAAGAUCAAGGGCCCAUUUUCAGGGAGCCUCUUGGGCCCCAUGAGAUCAAGCUGCAGCUUGAAAUUGAUAUAAAUGGAGGGAAUCAAUCAAAAUUGAAGGAGUAUAGUGGAGAGUCAAAUGCUCUUGUCAAGCAUAUCCAAAUUGGUCAAAAGCCUAUGAGUGACCACUAUCAUGUAGAAGUGGAGGAUAGUUGCAACAGGAAACCUGGUGAAAAAAUUGAUGAAGAUAUGGAGGAAAAUCAACAGAUUGAAGCAAAUUUAGUCACCGAGUCUUUUAAGCAAAUGUUGGAUUCUGAUACUGUAAAGAAGUUGUUUGUUACAGUUAUGAAACCUUUUGGUGGUGCAGACAUUGUAGAUAUUUAUCGCUGCUCUAGUACUUCGAUGCAAGCUCGAUUUGAGCUUUUCCUGAAGCAGAUUGCACUAACAGAGAAAUAUCGUGGAGAUGCAAAUGUUCGAUAUGCCUGGCUUGCUUCUUCCAAAGGAGCACUCUCCACAAUCAUGUCGUAUGGACUUGGACAUUGUGGUCCAUGCACAACAAAUUCCAAACAUGGCAUUGGUGUUCAUCUUUCUGCAGCGAACUGUUGUCACACCAGUGUCAAGUAUUGUGAUGUUGACGAAAAUGGAGAACGACACCUGGUAUUUUGUCGUGUAAUAAUGGGAAACAUGGAGCUUCUUCACUCUGGGAGUCGGCAGUUCCAUCCUAGUAGUGAAAAUUUUGAUAGUGGAGUGGAUGAUCUUGAAAGUCCAAGAGAGUAUAUAGUCUGGAAUAUGAAUAUGAACACCCACAUUUAUCCGGAGUUCGUUGUUAGUUUCAAGAUUUCUUCCACCACUGAAGGGUUUCUGGUUGCUAGUGAGAGUAAGCAUACCGUUUCAGGGGUGACCACUUCUCAUGGAGGUCAGGGACGUUUACCAGUCGAGUCCUCUGCAGUUGAUUUGAACUUACCAGUUGAGUCCUCUGCAGUUGAUCUUAAUGAGUCCCCAACUGCUGAUAUGGGAAGCAAAAUUCAACCAGUUUUGGGUUCUGGGAGAUCUCUUGGAAAAUCACCAAGUCUGAGUUCAAGCAGUACCAGAGCUCCGAAAUCUCCAUGGAUGCCUUUUCCUAUGUUGUUUGCUGCAAUUUCAAAUAAAGUUCCUAGCAAAGACAUGGAACUCAUAACUAACAAUUAUGAACUGUUCAGGGAGAAGAAGGUAAACAGGGAGGAUUUUGUCAAGAAGUUGAGGUUGAUUGUUGGGGAUGCUUUACUGAAGUCAACAAUUACAAGUCUUCAAUGCAAGAAAAAAAAUGUGGAAGCUCAGAAGUUGCCAUCUAAGGGUGAGGUACCUGUGUCUAAACCAACUGCAGAAGGCUCAGCUGGGCUUUGAGAGACCAAAACGCCUUAAUGCUUCUGUUUGUUGGAAACUGAGGUGAAGUUUGUUUGAUGCUUGUUGGUAGAAUGUGUCGACAUGAAGUGAAUAUCCUGUCAAGAGUUGUAGGUCUUAGUUAUCUUGAAACUGUUAGGUUAUUUCUUAGUUGCCUUAUUUAUUAGUGAUGGAAUUGUCUGUGAGUUGACUCUGCUACUUAUGUGUCCUGUAUUGAUGAUCAUGCCCCAGCUUGGUUAAUAAACUUUUGGAUUGUUUGA